Messenger RNA from Vollenhovia emeryi, 1370 nucleotides. RefSeq names its product dihydrofolate reductase (gene Dhfr). Gene Ontology annotation, cellular component: mitochondrion. Gene Ontology annotation, molecular function: NADP binding; dihydrofolate reductase activity. NCBI's taxonomy places the organism in Eukaryota, Metazoa, Arthropoda, Insecta, Hymenoptera, Formicidae. Gene Ontology annotation, biological process: tetrahydrofolate biosynthetic process; glycine biosynthetic process; dihydrofolate metabolic process. The record is from RefSeq and is a predicted model, not a curated record. The transcript is spliced from 5 exons. Bases 592 to 1194 code for a protein of 200 amino acids.
CAUGUAUUGUAGACCAGCCUUCACAUUUACAUUGUUGAGUGAGAAAUUGUAACAUAAAUGCAAUAUAAUUGAUGCUCGGUGUUCACUGGGUAAUACAAAGUAUUUGCGUAUGUCAACAUUUUCUGUAAAAAGUUUUAGUAUAACUGAGAAAAUAUCUCGAAAUCAAGAAUUGAAGUAAAGGUGUUUAACUUUCACGAGUAAAAAAUCAAUUGCCUAAAAUAUUAUAUACAAUUAACGAAUUUUCUGUAGUUAUACAAUAAAUUAACAAAUAUAACUAGAGAAAUAAAGCAACUUUUUAAGAUGACUUCUCGAGUUACAGCGGUUUGUUUCAAUUGGCAUUGACAAAGUGAAAGGAAAUCGUUAUCCUUCGAACCUGAUAAUAUAGAAAUUAAAGCGACUGCAUUACAAUUUGUAAUCGCUGAUACAAAUCUGAGUGAAGGCUUUUUUAAAGUUCCUAGUACACUGAAAGAUCCAUAUUAAUAUCUCGCAGUCUUUUCCUACGUCAAAUAAAAACUUUCCCUAAACGGGACAACAAAACUGCAGAUAAAACCUUUUACUCAUCGCGAUUUGUUUUUAACGAACGGAAAUUUAAUGGUACCAUCGCGUGGUCUAGGAUUGUUGCAUCGAAUUUACUCGAGAGCGCAUCUCAACAUGCCAUCCGAAUUGGAAUUGAUCGCCGCAGCAUGCGAAAAUAUGGGCAUUGGCGCAAACGGCGAUUUACCUUGGCGUUUAAAGACGGAAAUGGCGUUCUUCACGCGCAUGACGACUGACACAAAGGACAAAAAUAAAAGGAACGUCGUGCUUAUGGGCCGGCGCACGUGGGAGUGCAUUCCCAGCAAAUAUCGGCCUCUGAAGGACCGUAUAAACAUGGUGUUAACAUCGCAAUCUCUGGAUUACGGGGACGAGGCGAUAGCGUGCAAGAGUAUACCGCACGCUCUUGAUGUGAUUUCGGGAAUGCAGAAUCAAGUGGAAAGAAUAUGGGUGAUAGGAGGAAGUAGCGUGUACAAGAGCGCUAUGGAAUCUUCGCACUUUGGACGAUUGUAUUUGACGCGUAUAAAGAAAAAAUUUCAAUGUGAUACGUUCUUCCCGCCAAUCCCGAACGACUUCGUGUUAAUCGAAGAUCCAGCGGUGCCACAAGGUACACAGGAAGAAAAUGGAAUUGAAUUUGUAUAUGAAGUGUAUGAGAGAAGAUAAACAGUAGAGCCACUUCCAGCCGAACUAUAAAUGAAUGGGACUAUUUUUAUAAAUGUAUCUUUUGCGUCUGUAAAAACGGAAUACCUAUCGCGAGAUAUUAUUGACGUUGUCAAUUAUGGUCUCUGUAAUAUAAAAAAUAUAUAAACGCAUAAUAAAUAUAUAUUGAUAGUAAUUUA